GUGUGAUAUUGCACCUUACAAAACAAGCUUGUCUGUGCUAUUCAGGAUUGUUUGCAAAUACCUUUUCAUACACACCAGGAUCUGUCAUCCUGACGGCUACACUUAGAAGAACCUUUUCAAGUUGACAAUGUCCGCCAGCGAUUGAGUAUUUAUGCCUGUCAAAAGCUGUAACUCAUUUCCAUACAUUCCGGGGACAUUCUCCCAAAAAGACUGCUUUUUGGGUAGUAAGGGAAUUCUCAGCUGUUCUAUUGCAGGGUCAAAAUCUUAGUCAGAUAAGGGCGGCUGUCCUUGAAUGUUGCCACUUUUUUUUGCCAUUCCUCAAAUACUCUCCAAAAAGGAAGGAGACCCAAAACCUCUACCGAACCUUCCAAUUGCCAACGACACUCUUCCAAAAUUCUAACUGGCGCAACCUCAACCUCAAAUUUGACUUGAGAUUAUCAUUUCACAAUGUCCUUCAGAAAGCGCGCAGUCGUAGUCGGACAAGCAGGCUCUAAUUCCACUGCAUCCCAAGUUACCACAACAAACAAAGCCCUUCCACCCGGCCUUCGACCCUCGCCUCUCGAUGGCCGCUUAACAACAUCGACCGGAACCCAUUCUCUGGAUGGAUUACUUGCUGGUCAUGCAGGCUUAGCUCUGGGAACGUCAUUGCUCAUUGAAGAGCAUGGAACGACGGAUUUUGCUGGGUAUCUGACUCGAUAUUUUGCAGCUGAAGGUGUAGUGCAGGGACAUCAAGUGCAUGUCUUAGGGAUGCAUGAGGGAUGGGGACGAGAAUUGCCUGGCAUCGGUACAGGAGAGGUCUCGAGACGAGGUAGUGAGAUGGUGAAUGAGGAAAAGAUGAAGAUUGCUUGGAGAUAUGAAAGGUUGGGAGAGUUUGGCAGUGCACGAGAGAGAGGAGCCCCUCAGUCUCCAGGAUCACAAGCUUCGUCAAGCACAGCCGUGUUCUGUCAUGAUUUUGACCUCAGCAAGAAGCUUCUACUGCCUUCACCAUCUCCCAUGAGAUUUGUUCCAAUAACCACACGGCCACCCUUCGAAUUCAAAGAUUUAGACACGUCUGUGUCUCCAUUCACAGGAUUCUUGAACCAUCUCAGCACACAGCUAUCAGUAUCGCCAAACACAGUACAUCGCGUAGUGAUCCCAAAUCUUCUUUCGUCCGCACUGUAUCCACCAGAAAGCUCAAGACCCGAGCAUGUUCUUCAAUUCCUCCACGGUUUGCGAGCACUUCUUCGCAAAUAUCCUUCACAGGUAGUCGCAAUAAUCACCUUGCCAGUAACACUCCACCCUCGAACAACUGGCUUGACACGGUGGAUGGAGCUUUUGAGUGAUGGAGUACUAGAACUAUCGCCAUUUCCUUCAAGUGCCCUGCCAGCGAAAUCCACACCAGGAGCUGCCACCGUACACGAGGAGCCUCCGCAAGGAAUGUUGAAAAUUCAUCGUCUACCAAUAUUUCAUGAGAAAGGCGGCGGAGGUGGAGAGGCGAGUGGAUUUGGAGAUGAUCUUGCCUUCACCUUGAGUCGCAGGAAGGGUUUGGUAAUUAAGCCAUUCAGUUUGCCACCAGUCGAGGGAGACACGGAGGCUCAGCAAGGAGGUCUUGAACAUGAGCAUGGGAAGGCGACAAAGGUUGACAUCGAAUUUUGAGAUGGUAGAAGAUGUAAUGAAUGACGACCUUCAUGAAGCUGGGAUGUUGUUCGGGAGCUUGGAGAAACAAUGGCCAGCGGUAGGGAGUGGCCCAUGAUGCCAAUAUGAUGCUCUGGGCCGGAUCUAGGCAUCUUCGGAGGAAAGGUGCAUAUGCACAAAUGAAAUUGAGAUGCAAGAUCUAUCGAUCCUCGGAAUCCAUAGAGCUUCUUGGACUUUCUCCUAG
Mollisia scopiformis is the source of this 1858-nucleotide messenger RNA. Its product is annotated as PAXNEB-domain-containing protein. The record is from RefSeq and is a predicted model, not a curated record. Gene Ontology annotation, cellular component: cytoplasm; transcription elongation factor complex; elongator holoenzyme complex. Lineage: Eukaryota; Fungi; Ascomycota; Leotiomycetes; Helotiales; Mollisiaceae. The coding region runs from base 448 to 1635 and encodes 395 amino acids. Gene Ontology annotation, biological process: tRNA wobble uridine modification. The transcript is spliced from 2 exons.